AUGGCGAUGGCGAUGGCGGUGGCGGGGGUGGCGGUGGCGGUGAUGGCUCGUAGGAAAAUAAAAAAAAAGCUAAAGCGUGCUCGGGCAAGGAUACAAAAAGAUGAUGGCGAUGGCGGUGGCGGUGGUGGCGGUGACGGAGAUAAUAUACCUGGAGAUGGCAACGACGAUGGUGGAUACGGUGAUCAUGGUGGCGAUAACGGCGGAGGUGGAGGGCAUCAUCACGGCGGAGGGCAUCAUCACGGCGGUGGAGGGCAUCAUCACGGAGGAGGGCAUCUGUUGGAAUAA
This is a messenger RNA of Salvia miltiorrhiza (redroot sage), 285 nucleotides long. Its product is annotated as glycine-rich protein HC1-like. The record is from RefSeq and is a predicted model, not a curated record. The transcript has a single exon. Lineage: Eukaryota; Viridiplantae; Streptophyta; Magnoliopsida; Lamiales; Lamiaceae. Bases 1 to 285 code for a protein of 94 amino acids.